This is a messenger RNA of Lachancea fermentati, 1206 nucleotides long. The record is from the annotation of a GenBank genome assembly. NCBI's taxonomy places the organism in Eukaryota, Fungi, Ascomycota, Saccharomycetes, Saccharomycetales, Saccharomycetaceae.
AUGAGUAUCGAGAAUAACUUGAGCAAGAUGUCGCUCUACGAUGCGAAGAAGUACUUUAGAAAAGCUCAAAAUGUAGUGUUCAACUACACAGAGAUGGAGGCAAAAGUACGUGAGGCAACAAAUAACGAGCCUUGGGGUGCCUCUUCGACGUUGAUGGAACAGAUAGCGCAGGGAACUUACAAUUAUAGAGAGCGGGAAGAGAUUCUUGGUAUGAUUUUUAGGCGAUUCACAGAGAAGACAGCUAGCGAAUGGAGGCAGAUCUACAAAGCUUUGCAACUUCUGGAAUAUUUGAUCAAGCACGGAUCGGAGCGGUUUAUUGACGAUACGAGAGCAAAUCUGUCACUGAUCAAGAUGCUAGAGUCAUUUCACUAUGUGGACUCACAGGGCAGAGAUCAAGGUAUCAAUGUGAGAAAUAGGGCCAAAGAAUUGGUGAUCCUGUUGAAUGAUGACAAUCAAAUUAGAAGUGAGCGGAAAAAGGCCAGAGAAACAGCAAAGAAGUAUAAAGGUGUUGCAGGCGGUGCGCCAUCCUCUUAUUUGCCCUCUUCAGCUAUCAACACUUCAGCGGGAUUCGGUCGUUCGACCAAACACGGUAUUUCCGUGAGUGCAGACUACGAUAGUGAUGAAGAAAACUCGAACCCUAACCAAGGAUCAUCACAAGCAGGGUAUGAGGACCAUCAGUCCAAAGGUGGACAGGACCAAGAACUCUUUUCGGACAGCGCGGCAGCUGCUUCCUCGAAAAACACCACUUCAGGUGGCCAACAAGACGAAGACGAUGAUGAUUUUGCGGACUUUCAAAGCGCUGUUCCUGUUGCUGACAAACCUCAGUCCACGUCGUCAGUGCUGGCUGACCUCUAUGCCUCUGGACCACAAAUUUCAACGCAAUCACCCGCAACUACCGUGUCUGCGGGUACCAUGCCAGUGUUUAGUAGCAUUCCGUCUUCGAAUUCCGUGAGUGUGCCAGCAGUUGCUAGUAAGCCUGCCCCAAAAAAGGAUGAUCCCUUCUCUUUCCUCUUUUCAAGCGCCAAGAAUCAGCCACCUGCUUCAAGUAUUAAAAAUGGAGUAUCGGCCCAUGCAGAGGCCCAGAAGCCCAAUGAAAACGAUGAAGAAGACGAUGAUGGAUUUGGUGAAAUGGAAACAGCUGCACCAAAAUCUAAGAUUUCUACAUCUGCUAAUAAUUCUCACGAAGUAGACUUAUUGAGCUUUUGA